Bursaphelenchus okinawaensis is the source of this 910-nucleotide messenger RNA. The record is from the annotation of a GenBank genome assembly. Lineage: Eukaryota; Metazoa; Nematoda; Chromadorea; Rhabditida; Aphelenchoididae.
AUGCCUGGUGUUAAUUAUGGAACAUAUUGGUUUCAUGAAAGGCCUUUGCCUAUUGUUAUGUACACCGACAUUGUAUGUGUUAAAGAUUUUUAAAAGUUAUUUAAAAAAUUAUUGUCUUACGUUUGUUUAUACUUUUUAUAGCUUACUCUACUCAAUAGCUGGGUAUUUCAGAGAAACUUCUAUCAAAAGUACUAUUUUCUAUGCGCGACAUUAGUGGUUAGCAUUGCGUACCUGUUGACCGUUUACUACAGUUAUUUAACUUAUGUUUGUUUGGAGAAAAACAAAAACGCCUAUACAGCUAAAACCCUUAAAAUCAACAAACAACUGUCAAUUUGCAUGUUGUGUCAGGUAAGAAAAUUCUAUUCUCUCUCUCUCUAAGGUAGAAUAGAAUAUGGUAGGCUGGGUAUGGUAGGGUAGGGUAGAGUAGGGUAGGGUAGGGUAGGGUAGGGUAGAGUAGGGUAGGGUAGGGUAGGGUAGGCUAGGGUAGGGUAGGGUAGGGUAGGGUAGAGUAGGGUAGGGUAGGGUAGGGUAGGGUAGGGUAGGGUAGGGUAGGGUAGGGUAGGGUAGGGUAGGGUAGGGUAGGGUAGGGUAGGGUAGGGUAGGGUAAGAUAAGUCUUCAAAGACGCAUUAUAACAUUUUUUAGGUCAUUUGCUCCUUGACUGUAGGAUGUGCGCCAGUAUUAGUGUUCACAAUUCCUACAUUUUUGUACGCUGACAGUGGUAUCAGUACCUGGAUUUGCGGGGUCAUCUUGAGUUUUGUACCUAUUUGCAAUCCGAUUGUCACUAUAAUCAUCAUGAAGCCGUACCGUGAAACAUUGUUGAGAAUUGUGUGCCGACGGAAGAUCAAUAACACUGGAAGUUCAAGUUUUGGAGGCGUUACAGACACUAGUAUUAACACUUCUAAAAUUUAA